Aureobasidium subglaciale EXF-2481 is the source of this 976-nucleotide messenger RNA. RefSeq lists its product as uncharacterized. The record is from RefSeq and is a predicted model, not a curated record. The coding region runs from base 138 to 920 and encodes 260 amino acids. The transcript has a single exon. Lineage: Eukaryota; Fungi; Ascomycota; Dothideomycetes; Dothideales; Saccotheciaceae. Gene Ontology annotation, molecular function: oxidoreductase activity, acting on NAD(P)H, oxygen as acceptor. Gene Ontology annotation, cellular component: intracellular anatomical structure.
GGAAUAAGAGAAGCAGAUUUCAGUUGUCUAUCUGUUUGUCAUCUCAGCCGAUUUCUAGUCAGUCACUCAGGAGCCUCCCAGAAUAUCGACAAAUCAAGCACCGUGUCCAACAAUCACAGUGACAUACAUUGUUCACCAUGCUUUCAUCUACUCCAGACGUCAAUGCACCAGUGCUCUUCCAAUUCUCGCUCGCAGGCAAGACGGUUGCUGUGACUGGUGGAUCCGGAGGCAUCGGUACCGAAAUCGUCCGUGGUAUGGCAGAGGCUGGAGCAAAUGUCGCACUCAUCUAUCACAGCUCAGUGGAAGCAGAAGCCACAGCCGCAUUGUUCAGCAAGCAGUACGGGGUCAGCAUAAAGGCGUAUCAAUCUGACGUCAGAUUCGAGAAGCCAAUCACCGACACCAUCAACCAGAUCGCCAAAGACUUUGGGCGAUUGGAUGUUGUGAUAGCCAACGCCGGCGUCUGCUCGAGAUACGAUGCUCUAGAUUACGAUACGGAGAGCUGGAACGCAAUCAACAGCGUCAACUACGACGGAGUAUUCUGGACAGCAAAGGCGGCGGGCAGAAUAUUCAAAGAGCAAGGAAAGGGAAAUCUGGUCAUCACAGCCUCAGUGUCGGCCACGUUGGUCAAUGUUCCGCAAUGGCAAGCUGCUUACAAUGCUUCAAAGGCUGCGGCGAUGCAUCUUUGCAAGUGUUUGGCAGUCGAGUGGGCUUCUUUCGCACGGGUAAAUUCGGUGUCACCUGGAUACAUCAACACGCUUAUGGUCUCGAAGCAGCCUGCAGAGCUGAUGGAUAAGUGGCUCUCGAUGGUUCCCUGUGGUCGCAUUGCUCAGCCUGCAGAGUUGAAAGCGGUAUGUCGUAAAUGCAUGCGCUCUGAGGACCGGACUAAGAUGAUUGCAGCUCUACGUGUUCCUUGCAAGUGACGCAUGUUGCUACAUGACAGGGUCGAACGUCAUUGUUGAUGGAGGUUAUACGUCGA